Messenger RNA from Colletotrichum karsti, 2478 nucleotides. RefSeq lists its product as uncharacterized. NCBI's taxonomy places the organism in Eukaryota, Fungi, Ascomycota, Sordariomycetes, Glomerellales, Glomerellaceae. The transcript is spliced from 7 exons. Bases 1 to 2478 code for a protein of 825 amino acids. The record is from RefSeq and is a predicted model, not a curated record.
AUGGCGCACGAGCCGAAACAGAUUCGCUUUGAGGAAGAUGGUUUCGAAGAUUGGUCAGACUCCCCCGCCUCAUCGCCAACGCCUAGUGUCAAUUCUUUCCAUCGAGGCUCCCGCCCUGAGAGAGGCACAACCCGGAUUCCUGCAGGUAUCGUGUCCAGGCGCGCACUCAUCGAGCUUGGGUACCCUUUCGCCGAGGAUGGCGACACCAUCAUUGUGCAACUAGCCCUCAAGCCCGAUCUCAUUGAGGAACUCCUCAGGUUGAGCGAACACAUCCGUGAUUUCGGGCAAGGAAGUUCAGAAAAUGGCGACGCGUGGGAACCGGAACGUCAAAGCAGAGAACGAAGCUUUAAUUGGAUAAAUGUGGACGCUCCGGCACCGGAAUCUCCAGAUCCGCGAAUGAAUGGCGAUGAACAAGGCGAAGAUGAUUUGGAAUCUACGUUGGAUGAAGAAGAGCUUGAUGAUAUUGAUGGCCCAGUGGUCUAUUCCGGAGUUCUGACACUCGAGAACACAAAAGAUUUCACGGACAACAUCAUGAACAACACUUCUGGGGAAAUGAUGGCUUGGAAUCAGAGGAACUCGAGUCUCAUAGGCGGUGCUGUGACACAACUUUACUCAGCACAUGCCGCGGAGUUCUACAUGGAUCGCGCCGGCAAUGAGAAAAUUACCCUGGUUUGUCCGAAUGACGACGGUUUCGGAAUGGCUGACCCGUCUCUGGUUCGUAUGAGAUGGCUUCACGUACAGACCCAGUCUUUGAACAUGGAAACUUUGAAGGACUUUCUGAGGCAUGCCAUACAACUGGCAGUGAAGAGUCAGAUCAGAUGGAAUGUUACAGACUACGUGUUGGUUGAUGAGGCCGGGAUGUUAAUCACAGCAGACACGUGGCUGAACCUGCUUGCUGAAGGAGUGAUCGAAGACUACGUGUUUGGCCUUCGCGAUAAAAAUGCGGUAAAUCGAACACCGAACGAGGAGUUUCGUGCCCUUUCCGCAAAGCUUCUUACUUCAAGCAGCCGAAGCAGUCUUGGAAGUGGAAGGUACUCGCGCCGAAGUUCUUUCCGGUCUGAGUUCAGAGGAUCUGAGCUGAACAUGCAAAUGGUUGUGCGUCCUGAGAUGUGGGAGUAUGGUACCGGCCCGCCAGAAGACUUUGAUGGUGUUGCCGAAGAUGAUGAGGAGUAUUGCGACGAGAACAAUAGCAACACCGACAACAACAAUGCGAACGACAGUGGCAACGAAGACGACAAUGUUUCUGGCAAUGGCGAUGGAGACGAUGGUGAAGACGCGGAUGAAAACAUGUUCGAACGGGCAGACGAACUGCACAAGUUGGUCACAAGCGUGACUAGCUUGAAUGGCUCGCUCAACCACAGCGACAGCAGACCCCAUCUCCCUAGUAGCCUGGUUGAGGCCUUCGAACGCAUCAUUCGCCUAUUCGUUUUGAAAUCCAAAGAGUUCUCUUGGAUGAACAGGUUUGCGCUCCGUACAGAUCUGACCCAUGGUGCGCAUGCCGAAAAGCGAUUGGAACACCUCAAAAGAGCGGCGGAGACAACCGCGGAACAGAUUCGGGGACUGCUCAACCGCGCCAAAGAUGACAUCAUGCUUCUUGGUACUAGCAAGGGUGAUAUGAAUAGAAUCAUCAUAGCACCUAUUGGACCCGAGUUCCUAGUGGCCUCGCUGAUCAGCAACCUGCAGAACAAUAUGUUUUUCCGCGGCUCUGACAAGAGACUUGAUCUCAUCAGCCAUUACCGCAACCACACCGCCAGACUACGGUUCGACACCAAUAGAAGGCCCAAGAGAGAAGCAUUUGUAAAGAUACACGCUCUGGAGGAGGAGUUGGAAGCUCUGCAGCUGGUGGCUGCCUCGCAGCAAGGGCUAUGGAGAGCCUACCAGAAGCUGUUCUCUCCACUGACAUUCAGAUAUCCGACCACCGACUGGUUCUACUACAAAGAAAGGAAGUCAAUGUUCAAACUUGAGAGCAAAUGUGGCUCGGGCGACAUGAGCUAUGAGAUCGACAAAAAGAGAGGCAUAUUUGUCUCCACGAGGGCUGAUCCGAGUGAAUACUACGAGGCUUUCGACGAGGAUGAUUCGAAGCCCACGAGCGACGACUACAAACACCAAAAGAAGUGGACCGACGCAAACGAGAAGAUACAGGUUUUCGAGAACGAUAGCCUCAUGACCGAGAGGAUUGCUCUUGUGGUCAGCGAUUUGCGCUUCACCUCGCUGCAUGCGAAAGCUCAUCCGAAAUGGUUCAGCUUCUCCUACGGAAAGGAGCGAACCCAAAUGCCAUCAAUAUGGACGGGCGAUCUCCACUUAUGGAGGCCGCACUAUGGGGACGAGUACAAAAUGUCGAAUGUCUUUUGGAGUACGGCGCCGACAAAGCGAUUUCUUGUGUUUCCCAUGGUCGACCAUUCCGAGCCGCAGACUUCGCGAGGCCAUUUCGAAACAACGUCGAAGAGCGUCAUUCUUGGAGUAGUGGAGUCUACGUAG